ACUUUCACCCCUGUAUAUAUAUAUGUAUAAACUGCAUAUAAGGUAUUGCACUGACAGCCAGUUUCUUUUCAUUUCUGUUAUUAUGAGUCUUUGGUUUCUUACAAUGUAAUAAAAUAACAUUCGUUUUGAAAGGUUCCUCACCUAAAGUAACCCCUGUACAGAAAUCUACAUUUAAUUACACUCAAAAACAUGAAAAUAGUUAGACACACGUUUCUGUGUUUCAGAGAAGGUACACUUAGAUUUUAUGUUAAAACGGCCUGCCAUAACCUUGCCAUAUCGUUACGUCGGAGCGUCAGCUGUUGCCUAACAACGCAACCGCCAAUCACAGAAGAGAUUCCCUCAGCGUGGCGCGAAGCCCCGCCUCUUUGUGGUCAGCUGACCAAAGUGAGGCGAAGCAGCUUCCUGUGGCGAGUGGCUGCGGCUCCGCGGGGUUAAAGGUGGAAAACAGCUUUUAUUGUGAUGUCAGGCGGUGAAGCUGCGCUUCAUUAACGUCUCCUGACGGAAAUCAAUAGGGUUUAUUAAAAAAUGAGAGGAGCCGCCAUGUUUCCUGCUCUCUGAGGGAACUAGCUUCAGAGCUAAAGUCAGAGACGAGCGGAGAUGAUCAGAGUUUGCUAACAUCGAGGCGAUGGAAGAAGAUGUUCCACCUGAGCUGCCGCUGGAGGUUCUGGUUUACGUCCUGACUUUCCUCCACGCCGCAGACAGGAAGGAGGCGUCGCUGGUGUGCCGCAGCUGGUACGCCGCCAGCCAGGACCUGCGCUUCCAGAAGGACGUGACCUUCAGCUUCCCGGCCUCGACGGCGGCGCUGGCUCUGGUGGGCCGCCUGGCCCGGCGGCGGUGCUGCAGCCUGAGGAUCAGCCAGCUGGACGGCUUCAGCGUCUCCAGGUUGCUGCUGCUGCAGGUGGGCGAGGGUCUCGGCCCGCGGCUGGAGGGCCUGGCGCUGCCCGGCAGCAGCAUCACGGAGGCCUCGCUGCUGGCGCUGCUGCCGCGCCUCACCGCGCUGCGCCGCCUCGACCUGCGCGGCCUGGACAGCCUCUUCAUGUCUGGAGCCUUCCUGUCCAGGGAGGAGCACCGGCGGCAGGUCCGCUCGGCUCUGAGCGGCCUGGAGGAGCUGGACCUGUCCGACCUGCGCUACCUGUCCGACCUCACCUUCACCCGGCUGACCGGCUGCACGCCGCGCCUGCGCCGCCUGGCGCUGGCCGGCUGCCACAUCGCCUUCGAGUUCGACCCGUACGGCGGCCGGCCGACCGGCGCCGGGGAGGAUUCGUCCGCCCUGCUGUCGCUGCGCAACCUGCGGCGCCUGCUGGUGGAGCAGCGCGCCACGCUGCGGGGGCUGGACCUCAGCAGGACCGCCAUCACACCCGAGUCUCUGCGCGUCAUCGCCCAGGUGGACGGUUUGGUUCUGGAGGAGCUGCGGCUGCAGGGCUGCAGGGAGCUGACGGACCGCUCCGUGGAGGUUCUGCUGCAGCAGCAGCGCAGCCUGCACCGGCUGGACGUCAGCGGCUGCACGGAGCUCAGCAGCCGCUCGGUGCAGGCGGCGGCGCGCGGCCUGCAGGCGCUGACGGACCUGUCCCUGUCCCGGGACUGGAGGAUCACUGAGAGAGGUCAGCCAAGGAACGCCUGGUUCGGUUCUGAUCAGGUGGUCCGCUUCCUGGAGCUGCAGCGUCUGUCGCUGUGCAUGCUGCCGGAGCUCAGCGACGCCGGCCUGGCGGCGGUCGGCCGCAGCUGCCGCAGCCUCACCAGCCUGGAGCUCAGCCACUGCCCCGGCAUCAGCGACAGCGGCGUGGCGCAGGCUGCGCCCUUCCUGCAGCGCCUGCAGCACCUGCAGCUUGCCUGCUGCAGCAACAUCACCGACAGGACGUUGCACCUGCUCAUGCAGCACUGCAGACGCCUGAAGACGCUCGACGUGUCCAGAUGUAAAAACAUCUCCAUGACGACGGUGGACCUCCUCCAAUCACAGCUGCCGUUUCUGGAAAACGUCCAUCACAAGCUGAUUUGUGCGGCAGACCCGACGCUGACCGACUGAAGCUGGAACUGAAGCUUUCAGACGCACCGAGUUUUUAUUGCUUAUUUAAAACCAGAGAAGGAAUGAUGUGAAGAUUUAUUUAAAGUGAUUUCUGAAUGCAGCAGGAUCUGUUUAGAAUAAUAACUUUAAGUUGAUGAAUUAUUUUCUGAUUCCGUUAAUGAGUCUGUUUCAGCGUUUGUUGACCUUUGACCCAGCUGGCCAGCCGGUUCUGGCCGUGACGGCUCAGGAUCCCGAUGCUCCUCCUGGAUCAGAACAUUCCAGCCGCUCUGCAGCGCUUCCUCCACUUCCUGUUCCGACUCGGUACUUCCUGUCAGCUCAGGAAAAACCCGGGAACUCAGUUGGUCACGAGUCGCUGGAGAAGGAAACGUUCUGGUUCUGAUCCGUCUGCAGGAAUCAGCUGGAACAUGAUUUCAGUUUCAUUGAUAAACUUUUGGUGAAAUGAAGAAAAUCCAGUGAAACUUUUAUUUUUACUGGAUUUGAUAAAAAUUCCUUUGAUGCUUUUUCUACUUUGCUGUUUUUCUCCUGCUUUACCAACAUCCAGACUAAAAGAUGAAAAAUAAAUGUUUCUAAUUCAAA
This is a messenger RNA of Poecilia reticulata (guppy), 2599 nucleotides long. NCBI's taxonomy places the organism in Eukaryota, Metazoa, Chordata, Actinopteri, Cyprinodontiformes, Poeciliidae. The record is from RefSeq and is a predicted model, not a curated record.